AUGGAGGCGCAGGAGAACUCAUGGGAGGAGCGGAGGAAUUCCAGGGCGGACGCGGGGACGUCUUACGCGGACGUGACAAAUGAGGAGGUUUUGGAGGAGAUGGCGGAGGGCAUUCAGGCGAUGCGUAAGUAUGCGAGGCGGGCUUCGGAACGGAAGGCCGCGCCAGUUGGAACUGCGCCCGCGGGGGGGCAAGUGCGCAAUGCUCUCAUCGACGGCCUUGAGCCGUUCGUGCUUCGACAGAGUGAUUACGUUCGCGUGGGCAGGUGCCUCGCGUCUUUGCGUCGCGCUGCGAAGCGCGGCAAGGCCACGGGCGAGCGCGACGAUGGUUCCGUUCGUUCUCUCACGAAUUCGCAAGCGAUGAAUUGCUGCAAGCUUGCGGACAGCAAAAUCGAGAUGAGGAUCCGUCGUCUGAAGCUCGACCAGUCGCGGGCGGCCCCGUGCGCGACGUCUGGCACGCUCGAAGUGAGAGGUUUGGAAUUGAGCCCCAGCUUCAGGGCGGACUUCUUGAAGAUCGAUGUCUCGGAACUCAGAGCUCGGGAACUAGGGGAGAGCAAUUAUUGGCGCAAGACCUUCGAUGACAAUGGCAACCAGCGCAGUGCAAUCUGCGAGGACCGCAAGGGAGACGAGGCACCGCCGACGAAGCAGCGCAGGGGAGGGGGGGGCGCCAAGGGCAGCAAGGAAGACUGCUACAGCAAGCCCCUUUUCAUCUUGGCCGCGCGCCUCAGAGGCGGGGCGCCUCCGCCGGCGACGGCGGACCCGUGGCAGGAGGUGGCGGACCCCGCCUCUGGCCAGUCCUACUGGUGGAACCAGCAGACCAACGAGACCACCGCGGUCGGGGCCCCGAGGCCCGUGCCCGACGCGUGGAAGGAGGUGGCGGACCCCGCCUCUGGCCAGUCCUACUGGUGGAACCAGCAGACCAAUGAGACCACCGCGGUCGGGGCCCCGAGGCCGACGGCGGCCGCGGCCGCGCAGGCCGCCGGGGUGCCGGCGGCGGCUGGCGGCGCCGGGGGAGGCAUGAUGAGCGGCUUGGGGGGCGCGAUGGCGCAGGGCAUGGCGACAGGGGUCGGCUUCUCCGUGGCCGGCAGGAUGAUGGACGGCAUCAUGGGGCCGCGCCAGACGGAGGUGAUCCACCGAGACGAGGGCGGAGGCGGCGGAGACGCGGGCGGCGCAGGAGGCGGGGACGACGGCGACGGGUGGUUCUAG
Molecule: messenger RNA, 1203 nt
Organism: Prorocentrum cordatum
Lineage: Eukaryota; Dinophyceae; Prorocentrales; Prorocentraceae
Source: the annotation of a GenBank genome assembly